GCGGCGGGGGAGGAGCGCCCUCCCCCCGGCGGGCUCGCGGUGGUGCCGCCCGCUGCCCUUCCGCCUGCUGCCCCUCCUUCGCGCCUCCCGCAAGAUGGCGGCGAGCGCGGCGCGGGCUGGGGGUGGUUGAGGGCGGCAGAUGAAUUCUUUUGGAGAGUAAACACUUGGAGAGAAAAAUGACGUCGAUUAUUAAGUUGACUACGCUCUCGGGGGUGCAGGAGGAAUCUGCCCUUUGCUAUCUAUUGCAAGUAGAUGAGUUUCGUUUUCUUUUGGACUGUGGCUGGGAUGAAAACUUUUCUAUGGAUAUUAUUGAUUCUCUGAGGAAGCAUGUACAUCAGGUUGAUGCUGUUCUUCUUUCCCACCCUGACCCUCUACACCUUGGAGCACUUCCAUAUGCAGUUGGAAAAAUGGGGUUGAAUUGUGCCAUUUAUGCAACUAUUCCUGUAUAUAAAAUGGGACAGAUGUUUAUGUAUGAUCUCUACCAGUCCCGCCAUAAUACUGAAGAUUUCACACUCUUUACAUUGGAUGAUGUAGAUGCAGCCUUUGAUAAGAUACAACAGCUGAAGUUUUCUCAGAUUGUGAAUUUAAAAGGCAAAGGACACGGUUUGUCAAUCACACCAUUACCAGCUGGUCACAUGAUAGGAGGCACAAUUUGGAAGAUUGUCAAGGAUGGAGAGGAAGAAAUUGUUUAUGCCGUUGAUUUCAACCACAAGAGGGAGAUCCAUCUGAAUGGAUGUUCCUUGGAAAUGUUGAGCAGGCCUUCAUUGCUUAUUACAGAUUCAUUUAAUGCUACUUAUGUACAACCUAGGAGGAAGCAAAGGGAUGAGCAGCUGCUGACUAAUGUUUUGGAGACAUUACGAGGUGAUGGAAAUGUAUUGAUAGCUGUGGAUACAGCAGGCAGAGUUCUGGAACUUGCUCAGCUUCUUGAUCAGAUCUGGAGAACAAAAGAUGCAGGAUUAGGAGUCUACUCUCUUGCACUUCUGAACAAUGUCAGCUACAAUGUAGUGGAAUUCUCUAAAUCACAGGUUGAAUGGAUGAGUGACAAGUUGAUGAGGUGCUUUGAAGACAAGAGAAACAACCCUUUCCAGUUCCGCCAUCUCUCCUUGUGUCACAGUCUGUCUGAUCUGGCUCGAGUGCCUAGUCCAAAAGUUGUUCUUGCCAGUCAGCCUGACUUGGAGUGUGGGUUUUCUAGAGAUCUUUUCAUUCAGUGGUGCCAGGAUUCCAAAAACUCCAUAAUUUUAACUUACCGCACUACGCCUGGAACAUUAGCACGAUUCCUGAUUGAUAAUCCUUCUGAAAAAGUUAUAGAUAUUGAGUUGAGAAAACGUGUCAAGUUGGAAGGAAAAGAGCUUGAAGAAUACCUAGAAAAGGAGAAACUAAAGAAAGAGGCAGCUAAGAAGUUAGAGCAGUCUAAAGAGGCAGAUAUUGAUUCCAGUGAUGAGAGUGAUGCAGAAGAGGAUAUUGAUCAGCCAACUUUACAUAAGACCAAACAUGAUUUGAUGAUGAAAGGUGAAGGUAGUCGGAAAGGAAGCUUCUUCAAACAGGCAAAAAAAUCUUAUCCAAUGUUUCCAGCUCCUGAAGAAAGAAUUAAAUGGGAUGAAUAUGGUGAAAUUAUCAAACCUGAGGAUUUUCUAGUUCCAGAACUUCAAGCAACAGAAGAAGAAAAAAGCAAAUUAGAGUCUGGUUUGACAAAUGGAGAGGAGCCUAUGGACCAGGAUUUAUCAGAUGUUCCUACCAAAUGUAUUUCCGCAACAGAAUCCAUGGAAAUUAAAGCCAGAGUUACGUACAUCGACUAUGAAGGACGUUCAGAUGGGGACUCAAUUAAAAAAAUUAUUAACCAAAUGAAACCAAGACAACUGGUCAUUGUCCAUGGACCACCUGAGGCCAGUCAGGACCUUGCAGAAUGUUGCAGAGCUUUUGGUGGAAAAGAUAUUAAAGUUUACAUGCCCAAACUUCAUGAAACUGUAGAUGCUACAAGUGAAACUCACAUUUACCAGGUCAGAUUGAAAGAUUCUCUUGUCAGCUCUCUUCAGUUCUGUAAAGCCAAGGAUGCCGAGUUGGCUUGGAUAGAUGGAGUUCUGGACAUGAGGGUUUCAAAAGUGGAUACUGGGGUUAUUUUGGAAGAGGGAGAGUUGAGAGAAGAUGAAGAUUUAGAGACGCAAGUGGAUGUGCCUUCUUCAGAUUCAAGUGUGAUUGCACAACAGAAGGCCAUGAAAAGCCUUUUUGGUGAUGAUGACAAGGAGAUGUGUGAGGAGAGUGAGAUCAUUCCUACUUUGGAACCUCUUCCACCUCAUGAGGUUCUUGGACAUCAGUCUGUGUUUAUGAAUGAGCCAAGACUGUCUGACUUCAAGCAGGUUCUCUUGAGGGAAGGUAUACAAGCUGAAUUUGUUGGAGGAGUCCUUGUGUGCAACAACCUGGUGGCUGUCCGCAGGACUGAAACAGGGCGUAUUGGAUUGGAAGGCUGCCUCUGCCAGGACUUCUAUAGGAUAAGAGACCUUUUAUAUGAGCAAUAUGCUAUUGUCUAAGAAAAGUGCUGCAAAGGUGUUUUCUUGUGAACUUUUACAGACAAUGGAGGUUUCUCCCAGUUCUGACUUUUUGUAGUUUUCUAAUUUAUAACAGGGAAACCUAAUUCAUAAAGAACAGUUAGCUGCCAUGAACAUGUAAGUAACUGCUACUGUUGUUCAUAAAUCUGUUGGUACAUUCCAUGUAGUUGACUCUUAAACUGUUACAACUUGGCAUCUCCCACAUAACACAUUAUAAAUGAGUUUAUGACUAUGAACGCUUCUCAGGAAAGGUUCAGUUUGUCAGGGCAUGUUUUGGUUUCACAGAUUUCCUGUCAAAGAGUGCAAACCAUGUAAAAGUCAUUCUUUUGUUCUAAAAUAAGAAUGGAUAAAUAACUUCAGUUUCUGUGGUUCCAUUUGUUUUGGUUUCUGUGUGGUUGUUUUGGUUUCAGUUGCUUGGGGUUUUUUUAGUAAAUUUGAUUUGGGGAACAGUCUCAAAUAUUUUCCUCUUUUGUUUUUAAAUUGAGUUUAAUUGAAGUACAUUAUUAACAGCCCACUUAAAGCUAGACUGCCUAAAGUUUCUCCAGUGUUAUUCUGGCUGCAUAUUAAUGCAGUAUCUGUUCCAUCUUACUGAUUUGUUCUUAGACAGCAUUUCAUAUUGUAAUCUGUAGGAUAAAAAAAUUACUUGGGCAGUUACUCUAAGAAGAUUGGAUGAUAUUUUCAGGCAGUUUAAAAUGCAGUAAUUAUACUUCAGUAACUUCUACACAAAAUUACAGAAUUUGUAACUCCUAGCUCUUACAAAAUUAUGCCAAUUGUAAAACCUUUUCUGAGUUCUGAUUUUAAUACUUUUCAGAGUCUAAAGCCUUUAUCCAUGCACUGCUGUUUGUUCAGAGUGCCAUGAGCCAAGUUCAGGAAGAUCUUUUCUCUUGAGAUCUGAGUUCACGUGAUGUAUUUAAUGAUUUUGUACCAUGUUCUGUUCUAGCUGACAGUGAGACUUAUUGUAGCUGCUGAAUGCUAGGAAUUUACCUUACUUUUUAGGUAAGGAUAAACACAGUUUUGAGUUCAUUAAUUUCUCAGAGAUUAACUUACGAAAACAAAUGGCCUUUCGAGUUUAUUUAUUCCUUUUCUCCACUGUCCAUGUGUGAAACACCAGCUUUGGCAGUGGAGGGUUGUUUGCUUUUUACAUAAAACAGCAAUGUAAUAUAUGCUUUUUGUGUGUAUGCUUAAAUAAAACCUUUGAAAAAGUGGCAAAAA
Messenger RNA from Prinia subflava (tawny-flanked prinia), 3755 nucleotides. It is a transcript of the gene CPSF2, whose product is annotated as cleavage and polyadenylation specific factor 2. Gene Ontology annotation, biological process: mRNA 3'-end processing by stem-loop binding and cleavage. The record is from RefSeq and is a predicted model, not a curated record. Lineage: Eukaryota; Metazoa; Chordata; Aves; Passeriformes; Cisticolidae. The transcript has 15 exons. Gene Ontology annotation, molecular function: RNA binding. The coding region runs from base 177 to 2525 and encodes 782 amino acids. Gene Ontology annotation, cellular component: mRNA cleavage and polyadenylation specificity factor complex.